Messenger RNA from Babesia sp. Xinjiang, 780 nucleotides. RefSeq lists its product as uncharacterized. The transcript is spliced from 4 exons. Bases 1 to 780 code for a protein of 259 amino acids. Gene Ontology annotation, molecular function: DNA-binding transcription factor activity, RNA polymerase II-specific. Gene Ontology annotation, biological process: regulation of transcription by RNA polymerase II. The record is from RefSeq and is a predicted model, not a curated record. Lineage: Eukaryota; Apicomplexa; Aconoidasida; Piroplasmida; Babesiidae. Gene Ontology annotation, cellular component: nucleus.
AUGGAUACCCUGGGUGCAACGGUACAUAAGGAGUUCUCCUACAUACACAUCCCUUGCGAUAUCAAUAGCCCGGUAGAGCUGCUUCGUUUCGAGGGAACGGAAGACAAUUUCCGUCAGCAGCUAACUAACCACUUUACACGUGAUAAGCUUCUUUCUGACGAACGGGAGGGCUUUGAGAAAUACCUCAAAUCACAGCUGAAGGAAAAUCAAGCCAAGAGCGGGCCUGAGACAUCGUCAAACAUUGACCUCAGUGAAGACUUCCUUAAAAGUUCCAUAGACGCUGCCAGUACAAACUACCAGAUCAUUCCGUUGACCCUACCAACCAAAAAGAAUGGCUUUAUUGGUGUUAAUUGCUACAUAGAUGGAAUAGGACGGGUGAAAAAUCUGCCUACAAACGCACGCGCCACCAAACUCUGCUCGACAGACAUACGGGGCGAAUGUUUCAUAUCGAAGACCUUUGACGAUGAAGACGUUUUCAAGAGGGUUGACCUUUCCAUGGAAGACUACAAUCAUCUAUUCGAGAACCCUCCGGACCCAACUGGAAGAUGGGACAGUUCUCAGGCAUUCUCCAAUAUCUUGAAUCCUCAGAACGCUGGCGCUCUGGGAGCCAUGCAGGCGAAGAAAGAGGAGGUCUCCAAACACUGCGAGAACUGCAACAAGGAGGACACUAAGGAGUCACCACUCAAAAUAUGCUCACGAUGCAAGAAAGUCAAAUACUGCUCUGUGGAAUGCCAAAAAGAUGACUGGAGGUUCCACAAACGUAUAUGCAACGCCAAUUAG